AUGAGGGGUCUCUUAAUCUCCUCUUCCGUCCUGCUGACACUGUUUAUCACAAACAUUGUGUAUGAAUACAUUCAUACAUUUAACGCGCGAAAAUUGAAGCACAAAAAAGAUGCAAAAAACGGAAAUCUUUUGGAGUUUUUUUUGCACAUUCAAAUUCUGAAGGAUAUAAUAAUAACGUCGAUAUUUAAUUUCUUCAUAAAAGUGAAGUUGUUUUUUCACUGCGUGGUAAGAUAUAUCUUUUUUAACAGAAAAAGAUACAUCCCAACGGGUAGCCAAGAUGAGAAAAAUGUAGGUGCAGACAAACAUUCCGUCCGUGGGGACAACCACUCUGUCGGUGAGGACAGCCAUUACGUCGAUGCACAGAACGAGGGAGAUUACAACAAAAGGCAAAAUGUUCAAGUGAAGACAAUUUACUUUAUAAGACAUAGCGAAUCCGUUUGGAAUAGCGUCUUUAACAAAAGACUCACAACAAAGACGUUUAUAAAUUUGUGCCUAGUCUUCUUGUACGAAAUUUUCUUCUUCUUUAGUAAGAAAUCGGUGCUCGUAGAUUCCCCACUUAGUAACGCAGGAAUUAUUCAGUCCAUCGAAUUAUCAAACUUUUUGCAGCAGGAAAAAAGUGCAACGAAAAAUGGAGAUAAACUUUGCGUAGUUCCGAUAAGCCCACUGGAUAAGGAAGACGAGCAGACGCGCGUUGACGAAAAUGAGGACAUCGAAAUGGCAGACCUGAAUAAACAAGUGGAGGACAGCGCAGAUGAUUAUGAUGCGGAGGAGGACUAUAAUGACAAUGCCAAUGCGGACUCUGCAUAUAAGAUUACUGCAGAGGAUGGCCCUGUUGUCGAUUAUGUACAUGCAGGAGAUGGAAGGACAGGAAAUAGUACGGGGCAAGUUCUAAGGAGAAGAGGACGUGGUCAAGAUGCCGACGCAAGCGCAAAUACAAGUACAAACGGAGGCACAUACCAAGAUGGAAAUGCAUAUACUGAUCACGAAUCGAUGAUGCACCCAAGUGACGCCCACGUGGAGGAUAAUUAUCUUAAUAAUCAAGAGGACCGUCGAAAUGACCUCCAAGUGAAUAGGAACAAUUACUACGAAAAGUACAACCCUAAGGAAAUCAUAAACCAAAGUGUUAAGGAUCAUAUUGACAUCCUCAACAACAGUGUAAAAUAUCCAAGUGCCAUUUUGUGCUCAGAUUUAAGAAGGGCAAUGUCAAGCUGCUUUAUAGCCCUCUACAACAGGAUAAAUAAAAAUAACGAACAAAUCCAAGUACUUAAUUCACUACAAGAAAUUAGCAGAAAUCCAGACUGCGUUUCGCUUUUCGAUUUUCACGACAAUAAAUAUAUCAGCACAGAUGUUGAAAAUUUUGUACACAAAGAUGUAGAAAAAAGUUGUGUAAAAAAUCUACGAAUUAAGAGAAAUUUUGUAAAUGACAAAUUUUUUGAUACCCUCUCGUACAUUUUUAAUAAUGACAAGAAUAUCUUUAUCAUAUUUGGCCACAGCCUGUGGUUCCUCCUUUUUUUCAAGAACUUCCUGAAGCAGGCGCACAAAGCUAAAACGCACAAAAUGCAAAACUCCGGGAUCGUUGUUUUUAAUAUAAUUAAGUAUGACCAGGAUAAUAAAGUCAAUUACGAAAUUGAGAAGGACAGCGUGCGUGUCCUGUAUAAGGGAUUUCUCGACAAUGAGUACAAGAAGUUUGACUAG
Messenger RNA from Plasmodium coatneyi, 1695 nucleotides. RefSeq lists its product as uncharacterized. The transcript has a single exon. The record is from RefSeq and is a predicted model, not a curated record. The coding region runs from base 1 to 1695 and encodes 564 amino acids. NCBI's taxonomy places the organism in Eukaryota, Apicomplexa, Aconoidasida, Haemosporida, Plasmodiidae.